Phodopus roborovskii (desert hamster) is the source of this 558-nucleotide messenger RNA. Its product is annotated as tumor suppressor ARF. NCBI's taxonomy places the organism in Eukaryota, Metazoa, Chordata, Mammalia, Rodentia, Cricetidae. The record is from RefSeq and is a predicted model, not a curated record. The transcript has 2 exons. Gene Ontology annotation, biological process: apoptotic process; negative regulation of cell population proliferation; regulation of cell cycle. The coding region runs from base 24 to 467 and encodes 147 amino acids.
GUCUCGGGGUGCUUCCUAACCGAAUGGGCCGGGGGGCGGCGCUUCUCACCUCCCGUGUCACACGGAGGCGACCGCCGGGCGAGUGCAGCGGCUGGAGCAUGGGGUGCAGGUUCCUGGUGACUGUGCGGAUUCGGCGGCGGCGCGCAGAUUGCCCACCUCGAGUGAGGGCUUUCGUGGUGCAGUUCCCGCGAUCCUCGCGACACCGGUCAGCGAGCAGCGCACGGGCUGUCGUGGCCCUGCUGUUGAUGCUAACGAGGAGCCAGCGCAGAGGGCCGCUGCUGCAUCCUGAAGCAGGUGAUGAUGAUGGGCAACACCCAAGUGGCCAGACUGCUGCUGCUCUACGGUGCGGAACCGAACUGCAAGGACCCAGCCACCCUCUCCCGUCCUGUGCACGAUGCAGCACGGGAGGGGUUCUUGCAAACUCUGGUGAUACUGCACCAGGCGGGGGCGCGGCUGGAUGUGUUUGAUGCCCGGGGUCGCCUGCCAAUGGACCUGGCCCAGGAGGGGGGCCAUCGCGAUGUCGUACAAUAUCUACGUGCGGCUGGGCGCAACCCCCAA